GAAAUGCUAUCUAUUUUAGAAAUUAUUUUAAUUAUUUAUUUAUUUGGAGGUUUUGCUAAUGAUAAAUGCUUUGUCAAAGCCCGUAACAAUUUUGGUUUACGUGAACGUCUUCAACGUAAUCCAAAAAUGCCUCCUUCAGUAAAUGGACAACCAUUACAAAGUUUUGAUGUUGAUUUAUAUUUAUAUUUGAGUUGGAAAGAUUAUUCUUUAAAUCAUUCUUCUAAUGAUUAUUUACUUUUAAAUGAUCCAAAUAUACGAAAAUAUAUUUGGUUACCAGAUUUGUAUUUUGCAAAUGCUAGAAUAUCCCGUUUUCAUGAUGUUAUAGCCCCCAAUUUUAAUUUAUUUGUUGACCAAACGGGUGAAGUUGCUUAUUCUACUAGGAUUACUUUGGGGGUUGCAUGCAAUUUAGAUUUGUCAUUAUAUCCAAUGGAUAGUCAAAGAUGUUCUAUUCAAUUUUUAAGCUAUGCUUAUAUCGAAAAACAAUUAAAAGUUCGUUGGUUUAUUGGAAAUUCUACUCGAUAUAAUCCAAACAUUCAAUUACCCGAAUUUAGAAUUUCCAAUUUAAGUAAUGAAUAUUGUAAUGGAAUAUAUAAUUAUGCUAUUAUGGAAUACUCUUUUAAAAGAGAUGAAUUUAGUUGUUUGGAAGCAAUAAUUCAUUUAAAUAGACAAAUUGGUUAUCAUGUUGUACAGUCAUAUAUACCUACUGGUCUUAUUGUUAUUAUUUCUUGGGGGAAUGGCCUCCGUUUUGGCCUUCCUCAAGUAGCAUAUGCUAAAGCCAUCGAUUUUUGGUUUGGAGCCUGUUUAUUUUUUGUCUUUUUGAGCCUUUUGGAAUUUGCUGCUGUAAAUUCAUAUAUGCGACAUGCAGAAAAGUUUGAACGUUAUGCAACUUAUUAUGCAAAGAAAAGUUUUUAUUUUUCUUUUAAAAUGCACUCCCCAAAUUUAAAAAAAAGUAUUUUUACACACUAA
Meloidogyne enterolobii is the source of this 966-nucleotide messenger RNA. Lineage: Eukaryota; Metazoa; Nematoda; Chromadorea; Rhabditida; Meloidogynidae. The record is from the annotation of a GenBank genome assembly.